CCAUCUACAGCAACUGAAAUAAAAUCUCCUGGUAGUACAACUACUGGCACAACUCCUACUUCAACAUUUACAACCACAUCCAUUACUCCUCCGACACUAUCUACAACAUCAGAAAUAUCAUCUACAACUAGUAUAUCUUCUGGCACAACACCUACGACAACUACUAUGACACCAUCUACAGCAACUGAAAUAAAAUCUCCAGGUAGUACAACUUCUGGCACAACUCCUACUUCAACAAUUACAACCACAUCCAUUACUACAACUCCUCCGACGCCAUUGACAACAACAACAAAAAUAACAUCUACAAUAACAUCUUCUACCACAACACCUACCUCAACAGCCACUCCCAAUACUACAACUACUAUGACACCAUCUACAGCAACUAAAGUAAAAUCUACAACUAGUAAAACUCCUCACAGAACACCUGCUUUACCAGUAGUUACAACCCCACCAUCAUGUUAUGACUGUACAAUCAUACAUGGAAGCGCCACGCCUGUUCGUCGGAAUUGUCUUCCACCGCAAAACAUCACUUGUCAAAAUCACCAACCAAGUGUGCUGUUUGAGGAUGAUCACAAUUGUUGUCCUUAUUACGUCUGUGAUUGCUUUUGUCAAGGCUGGGGUGACUCCCAUUACAUUACAUUUGAUGGACUCUAUUACACUUACCAAGGAAACUGCACUUAUAUUUUAAUGAAGGAAAUUAGCCCUCAAUUCAACUUAACAAUCUACAUUGAGAAAGUCUACUGUGACCCUGCUGAGAACGUAUCCUGUCCCAGAUCUCUUAUUGUGUCUUACAACGAACAAAACAUUACACUUAGGAAUCAGAGGCUAAUUGGAGGAGCAAAUCUAGAGGCUCUGGAGGGAAAUGAUAUGCUAACACUGCCAUAUGUUAAUAAUGGUGUGAGGGUUAUUAGCUCAGACCUGAACUUAUUACUGGAAAUUCCAAAGCUCAAUGCCUAUGUACUAUUUGGAGUCUCUGGCUUCAGCAUCAAUCUGCCAUUCCAGUAUUUUGGAAAAAACACAGAAGGCCAAUGUGGAACAUGCAACAACAACCAGACUGAUGAUUGCCCUGGAUCCUUGGCAAACGACUGUAAAGCAAUGGCAGAGAACUGGAAUAAUACAGUUUGCACUCCACCAGCUCUAUUACCUACAGCUACACCUACAUCUACACUUACAGGUGCACCUACAGCUAUGCCUUCAGCUGCACCUACAGCUACACCUACAGCUGGACCUUCAGCUACAUCUACAGCUACGCCUACAGCUGCACCUACACAUACAGCUGGACCUUCAGCUACAUCUACAGCUAUGCCUACAGCUGCACCUACAGCUACACAUACAGCUGGACCUUCAGCUACACCUAAGUCACCCCACCCUGACUGCUAUCUACUUAACACCACGUUUGAAGCGUGCCAUUCCCACGUGCCUCCUGAAAACUUCUUUUUAGCCUGCCAGUAUGAUAGCAGUAAUAACCCUGCUGGAGUGUGUGCCACUCUGCAGAGCUACGCCAGCGUUUGUGCUAUGUUUGGGGUCUGCAUAUACUGGAGGAACUACACAAGCCAAUGCAAUAUUGGAUGUUCAGAAGAUAAAGUGUUCUUGCCUUGUGGUUCAUUUGAUCCACCAACAUGUAGAGACAAACAAAUGGAGAGCAACAUUACAGUGUCCACAGAAGGCUGCUUCUGUAGUCAGAACACAACACUCUUCACCAAGGAUUCUGGAGUCUGUGUGCCACAACCCUGUGGAUGCUUGGACCAAUCUGGGAAACCAAUUGAGUUUAAUGAGAAUUAUACGCACAACUGUGAGGACUGUGUCUGUGAUAAGGCCAGGAUGUCAGUCAUCUGUAAACCCAUGAAGUGUCCCAAUGUGCCUCCUGUGAACUGCACUGAGCCCUUCAUGCUGGUCAAUGUCACCGAUCCAUCAGAGCCAUGCUGCAGAAGACAAGUUUGCAAGCCAAAAGAACUGUGUGCCUUCAACAACACAGAGUGUAAGCCUGGGACUAAAAUCCACGUAGAGCCUUGUGUUGAAUGUAACUGUGCAUGGGACCCAUGGACUGAACUAUAUCAAAUGAAUUGUUAUCCUGAAAUGUGCCCUGAUGACGAGUGCCUUGAGGGGUUUGAAUAUGUGAAACAAGAUGGAGAGUGCUGUGGAACAUGUAAACUAAUAAGCUGCAUUUAUUAUAGAGAGGACAACACUAAACACAUUCUUUAUGAUGGAGAUGUCAAGAAUUUUACAUGUGAAACUGUUUCCUGUCAUGAAAUAAAUGGCUCAUUUUUGAUUGAGAAAAGCAAAACAGUGUGUCCGUACUCGAGUACGCACGUCUGUGAGUAUGGGUUUAAAUAUGUGACGAAAGACGGCGGGUGCUGUGGAACAUGUGAACCAGUGGCCUGUAUUUAUCAUUCACCAGACAACACCAUACAUAUUCUCAAGGAUGAAGAAAAAUUCGAAUAUGAAUGUCAAACUGUUACCUGCAAUCAGGUUAAUGGCUCGUUUGAGUUGAACAUAACCAGCACGGAAUGUAUUCAGAGUUCAGAAGCCUGUGUGUCUGGUUUUCAAUAUGUGAAAAAAGAUGGCGAGUGCUGUGGGUCGUGCGUACAAGUGGCCUGUAUUUAUGAUGCACCAGACAAAACCACACAUGUUCUCCAGGAAGGACUGAGGUAUAAUUUCACGUGCAUGAAUGUCACUUGUCUGAAAAGGAAUGACGUGUUCACGAUAAAGGAGAGUUAUAAAAAAUGUCCUUCCUUUAAUCAAGAUAACUGUGUGGAAGGAACAAAGCGAUUUGAUGAGGACGGAUGUUGCCCGAUAUGUGAAACUCGUAACUGCGCUCCUGUGAAGAACGUCACUCGUCUGAAAGUCAAUAAUUGCUCUUCAACUGAAGAUGUCGAAAUCACAUCCUGCGCUGGUCACUGCGACUCCAAAUCAAUGUAUUCAAUGUGGACCAAUAGAAACAUGACGAACAGCUGUUCUUGCUGCCAAGCGGAGAAAACCAGCAUUCGAGAGGUGACACUGAUGUGUGAAGGUGACCUGCAGAUCUCUCAGAUCUACACAUACAUAGAGACGUGCACAUGCACUCCUGUCAUGUGUGAAGACUAUAAUAACCUCAGACAAGGAGAUUAUGAUUGACACGAUCCUGAUCUGAACAUGAUGCAAUCUGAUGGAACAAAAAAGCACAAAUUUUAAACUCUACACCUAAAAAUGUCAAUGAUUGCUGUGUUAACGUGCAUUAAUGGCUAUUUUGCCAAAUUUUGCACCAUUAUUUUUUUCUUUGUGAUUUGUGGGGCAUUCUCUUUAAUGCAUAUAAUACUGUAUUUCCUGCCUUCCAAUGAAAUGAAUUAAAAUCGAAAUAAAGCAUAAUAAAGAGCAUCA
Molecule: messenger RNA, 3357 nt
Organism: Danio aesculapii
Lineage: Eukaryota; Metazoa; Chordata; Actinopteri; Cypriniformes; Danionidae
Product: intestinal mucin-like protein
Exons: 20
Coding region: 166-3114 (982 amino acids)
Cellular component (GO): extracellular matrix
Molecular function (GO): protein binding
Source: RefSeq, a predicted model, not a curated record